GAAGAAAGCAACAAAAUCGCUCGAUUGCACAACAACAAUAAAAACAACCAAAUAAUGCCCCCGCUAGAACCGAAAAAGGUCGCUAUUAUAGGUUGGAGCCGGCGCAUCAGGCCUCGUCACUGCCAAAACCCUUCUACGGGAUUUCCCUGCAGGGACGUUUUCCCCGACGGUCUUUGAGGCACGGGAUGUGGUGGGUGGUCUGUGGCCUGGUGGCCGUACCGCUACCGACCAUAUAACGACUCAUGUUAAACGGGGAUCUGGAUCUGGGGAUACACCAAGUCUGAAUCCAUCCAUGAGGACGAACCUGAGUCGGUUCUCGGUUGCAUUCUCGGAUUUAUCCUGGGAAUCUGUCUUCGAUGGACAUGGGAAUGUACCUAUGUUCCCGCAGGCAUGGCAGGUGGGGAUGUAUUUGCAAAAAUAUGUAGAUAUGUAUAUCCCUCAUACUGUGCUGAGACUGGGACGCAGAGUCAUGCGAGUCGUCCGUGGAAGAAACAAUAGGCAGAAGAACGCAGGGUGGACUGUCUACUCGGUCACCACGGGAGAAGAAGAAGAAGAAGAAGACUUUGACAUUCUUGUCGUUGCUUCUGGAUACUUCUCGCGUCCAUAUAUCCCAGAUAUCCGCGGCCUGUCUGAAUCUGGCCUCAAGGACAGGAUAAUCCACAGCUCCGCGCUCCGAGAUACAGACGAUUUACUCCCUCUUCUCCGGACUGGUGGCCAGUCCACUGGUACUAAGAAAUUGGUGGUUAUCGGGGGAAGCAUGUCAGGAGUUGAAGCUGCGUCUACGCUUGCUUUGCAUUUAUCUUCUUCCAGGUUUUCCUCACUGCCAUCCGCAGACCUUUGGACAAAUUGCGAGGUGCAUCAUAUUUGCCCGCAGCCCGUUUGGACUUUGCCAACCUAUCUCCCACAGACCGUGACUAGUCCUGAUUCGAGAGGGAAAGGAAGUGUUUCAUUUCUCCCGCUUGACCUGGUCAUGUAUGAUCUGUGUCGACGACCGGCAGGGCCCGUGGAAUACUCUGUCGGACCUGUCUCUUCACAGCAGGCUGCUAAGGUGACCGAAUACCUCCGUUCACUGCUCAGUAUGGACAAUGCAAGUCUUGGGCAUGAGAAGCCCCUUCAGGAUAAAGAGACACGAAUUCCUAGACCUCCCUGGGUGGCUAUAAGUGAUGACUACACGGAAUUUGUUCGCUCAGGAACGAUAUCAGUCACCACCGGUCGAGUCAGUGCCGUACGGUAUUCCUCAUCUGGGCUGGCAAAGAUCGAACUCAAACUCCCAGAUGGGAAAAACACUAUUCUGGACGAUGUCGCUGUUAUCGUGAUGUCCACGGGCUUUUCUCCAUUUGAUUCCCUUUCGUUUUUGCCCCCUGAUAUCCUUUCGACGUUGGAGUAUUCCGAGCACGACAUAUUUUGCCCUGUAAUCCUCGACAAGGGCGGCAGCAUGCAUUCCAAUAUGCCUGAUCUGGGAUUUGUUGGGUUCUACCGUGGUCCGUACUGGGGUGUAAUGGAAAUGCAAGCUCGAAGUCUGGGACAGAAUUGGGCCCGUGAGGAAGAAGGAACACCUCCUGAGACGGAACUGACAGAUAAACGGAAACGAGAGGAUGAAAGGGAGCGCUUGCGUGCUCUUCGACAAGCUAACCCUGAACACCAACGCGGUCAGUUCCCAAUGGGUGAUUAUGUAGGGUUGAUGGAGUCAUUCGGCAGGGACCUGGAAAUAUCCCGCACGGAGAUUUUUGACUGCGAUGUUCCCGAACGGAAGGGUCCCGUCAUACCUGCCAGGUAUCCGUUUCAUAAGAAUAGUUGUCGAGCUUCUUCAUCAUCGACUCCCCAGGAUAUAGACAGAGAGUCUCAGAUGGCAACCACUCUCAACUCUCUCCGACUCACGCUGUCUUCUGAACAGAAUAUAUUCGGACCAGCAUUACCACGGGCAAUCUUCCGGGCUCUUCACGGUACAUGGAUAUUUUCUCGGACAGUAUACAGAAGCCAGAACGGCAAUAACCCAUCCACGUCCGAAAAAGGAAGGAACCGAGUACGGGACAUUACUGGCACAGCAACAUUCCACCCUUGCUACCCAUCAUCCGAAAUGUACUCAAAAGAAUACAUUUACGAAGAGCAAGGUGGACAUGCCGACCCGACAGCUACUGACACAGAGAAGAAGAAUAUAAAUCCUAUCAGAUCCAUCUACCGCUUUCGAGAAAGCAUACCCAGAUCCGAGUAUGGCAAGAACAACUCCUAUAUCAGCAUCUGGUCAACGAAUACGGAUAAGAGCAACAGCCCCAUAUUCUCUCACGCUAUAGACUUUACCUCUUCUCUCCAAAGGAUGGAACACGGGGAAACUAUCCCGGGGGAAUACGUAGUUCGAGCUCGUGCAAGAACGACUGCUGUCCAGGGUGAUGCUGGAUUGGGCAGCGAUACCUAUCCUGAGAAUCAUGACUACGACUGCGACUAUAAAUUUCUGUCUCGGGGAGUGGAGAUCACUUCGUGGGAAUGUACAUUUACCGGGAGUAAUGGGGAAAGAGGGCAAGAUGGGACAUCCAGGAAUAUGAUCCACACGAAGACGUUUUACCGGCGGUAAUGGACAAGAUCAAUUAUCUGUUUACACUGAGAUGUAUGUAGUAGAAUCAUGCGAGAACAGAUAACCAAGGGGAUCAUUUAUUUCAUUAUUGUAUGGAAAGUAUCCUCCUAAAAACA
This is a messenger RNA of Monascus purpureus, 2685 nucleotides long. Lineage: Eukaryota; Fungi; Ascomycota; Eurotiomycetes; Eurotiales; Aspergillaceae. The record is from the annotation of a GenBank genome assembly.